Molecule: messenger RNA, 334 nt
Organism: Camellia sinensis
Lineage: Eukaryota; Viridiplantae; Streptophyta; Magnoliopsida; Ericales; Theaceae
Source: RefSeq, a predicted model, not a curated record
GAAAGGACGAUACAAAGGAGUUAUGCUUGCUGCAACGGGGAAAGAUGGGAAUGAAGGUUUUUUUCCUGUAGCUUUUGCUGUUGUUGAUGCUGAGAAUAAAGACAAUUGGUGUUGGUUUCUUGAACAUUUAUGUGGAGUAUUGGGAUCAGAAAGGGUGAUAAGUUUCAUAUCAGAUCGACAUUGUGGUAUUGUGGAGGGAAUUGCUAGGUUUUUCCCUAACUGCUUUCAUGGAUUUUGUCUGGAACAUCUGAAGAGAAAUUUGAGGGAUAAGUUGUCAUGUGGAAACACAAAUUUGAUUAGGGAGAUGAUUGUAUCGAAGUGCAUUAGAGAUUGA